GGCAGCGUGGAGCCCCGCGCGCUCCCGCGACCCGCUGCUCGCGACAGAUGUCGGAAAAAGGGAGGCGCCAAAUAGGAAGAAGAUUCAGACUCAACUCUGCCGAGAGUGUGUGAAUGACAACAUAGCGUGACAGCACACUCGCAACAUCGGCGUCCACCCCAUGGACCUGUGACCCCCCAGCGGCGGCUUCUCCUCCCGGCGGACGGCACACAUCGUUUCCUGCGCGGGGCAAAGUUGGGCGGUGAGAGAGAGCGCGCCUAGCUCUGCUAGCCGGCUGCAGCUAACGUCGCCGAGCGGCUGAACUUUGGUCAAGUUUACGUUCCAGAAAAACAAGUUGGACAUGGAGGCGGACAGUGUGAGCGUAUGGCCGCGCAUGGAGCCCUUCUUGCUGGGCGCUCUGCAGCUGGCUCCCACCUCCAAGCUCAGCCUGCACUACCUGCGCAAGAUGGCUGUCUACGUGCGAACACGGGACGGCUGCUUUCCCGCCCUGGGCUGGUCCAUGUGGAGACACAUCGCCUGUGGGAAGCUGCAGCUUCCCGAAGACCUGGCAUGGCUAUACUUUGAGACGUUCGACCUGCUUUUGGGCCACGCUCCAGAGGAGAGACUGGAGCGGGCUGAGAGCAUGUCCCAGUGCGCCUCCAAAAGCGAGUUGGACCAGGAGAGAGCCAAGUUAUCAGUGGACACGCUGCAGUUCCUCCUCUUCCUCUACAUCCAGCAGCUGAACCGAGUCUCCCUGCGGACGUCUCUGAUCGGCGAAGAGUGGCCCAGCCAUCGCGCUCGCUCCCCUUCUCCGUCAGACAGAGAGACCAAGGCCAACUCUCAGAACAAGAACUGGGACGAUCAGGCCCAUCUGUCGUUCGUGCAAAGCCACCUGGCAGACAUGUUGGAGCUGCUGGUGGAGCCGGCGCAGUUAUCGGACUCAGGGCAGCCCCAAAGAGACAGCCAGAUAUCCCUGGAGGCCGCGCGGAGUUUGGGCCUCCUCCUGGAGGGCUCGGUUGGCUACGGGAAAGGUGUCCAGCCGGUCCACAGGCUGCUGACCAAAGGCCCGCUCCAAACGCAGUCGGGCUACUCCAUGCUGAGCCGCUCCUUCCCUCUGCACAAGCUCCUCUCGUGUCUCCAGCAGAACCUCGCCCUCAACCCGUUUGGGAUGACCGCCUGCCUCCGCUCGGGGAAGAAACUAGCGUGGGCCCAGCAAGUGGAAGGAGCCAUGAAGAGAGCCAAGAUAGCCCGGAACACCCACAUGGCCCCGCCUGGCAGUAAGAUGGUGCUGAUGUCCCAGGUCAUCAAACAAACGCUGGCCAAAACGUCCGACAAGCUGACCGGUGCCAACAUCAAGAUCCACAGAUGUUCUGAAGCCUUCAUAUACCUCCUGUCUCCGCUCAGAUCCGUCAGUGUGGACAAAUGCCGUGACAGCACAGUGGUUCUGGGUCCGGUCCAGACCAGCGUCCACGUCCACAGCUGCCAGAACGUACGAGUGGUGUGUGUGACCGGCAGGAUGGUGAUCGGAGCCUCCUCACGGUGCACCGUCCAUGCCCUGACCCCCACCUGCCCGCUACUGCUGCCCGGGAACUCGGACAUCACCCUGGGUCCGUUCCACACCUUCUACCCGUCCCUGGAGGAUCACAUGGCCAGUGUGGGGCUGGCCGUGGUCCCCAAUGUCUGGGACCAGCCCUUGGUUCUGGGAACGGACGGCCUGGCCAGCCCCCUGCUGGGCCCACCAUCCGGCUCCGACGGCGCCUGCUACCGCCUGCUGCCCCCGUCCGAGUUCCACACGCUGGCCGUGCCCUUCCAGAUGGAGGGCGAUACGUGCGAGGUGCCCGGCGGUCUGCCCUCCGCCUACCAGGCGGCGCUGAGAGAAAGGCAGCGCAGGAUACAGAGCUGGCAGAAGACCGUGAUGGAGGCCCGGCUGAACAAAGAGCAGAAGCAGCAGUUUCAGGAGCUGGUGGAAGCAAAAUUCCACGAGUGGCUUUUGGAAACCGGCCACCGGCGGGAGCUGGACAGCCUGAUCCCGCCCGCGGUGACCUCCAAGGGCUCGGACGGAGCAGCGACGGACUCCAGCCGGGCGAAAGACGGCAGAGCUGGCAGGCCGGACGGAGGGGACGGACAGCCAGCUGCUGCCUAUUGACCCUCUGAUGGGGGGGGGGGGGGGUCUGACCUGAUCCACUGUAGAAGCACUGCUGAUUCAGGCAGAACCUGUUAGGCAGUUUAGGCUUAGAAACGGCAGCUAAGUUAACGUGAGGAGCGUUCAGGAUGAGGUUACCAUGUUACAACAUAGCAAAGGCUGCUGUUUGUGGAACAAUACUUGACUAAAUGCACUGCAGAGCAUACAUGGAUUUCCACGGGCAUUUAAAGAAAACUACAUCUGUUGAAGGACCAACUGACUUGAACUGGGCUAAAAUAGAACUUUCUGACCUUUUUUUUUUAACCAACUGGUCCUAGUUGGCUUGGCCUAGAAAAACUGGGUUAGCAGCGUAAUUAUCUUCUAAGAAUCCAUUUCUUUUCCACCACAAGGCUUUAUCAUUAUCUUCCUGUUAGCAUCGUUUCUUCAUGUAGCUGAAGCUUUUCCCGGGUUUGUUCUGAUCUUCUUCAGAUGACCACAGUCCAGCUGGACUCUCUUUUCCAACGUGUACACACGCGAUUCUCAAACCGCGGUACGCAGGUACCACCGGUUGUUCUUGGGUGUUCUCCGUAGUUUUUUACAAGGUCGAUAUCAGUGUUAACUGUUAAAGGCUAAACUGUGACCCAAAGCGACCAGUUCUCUGUAGAGAAGAGUAGUGCAGGAUAUUCUGAGAAGAUGUAUAACCUCUAAGCGGACUUCACUCGCUGACUUGCACAUUUUGCCUUCCAGCACAUCGAAAGUUACCAGAGUCCUUCGUCACAGAGAGCUGCUGCAGCUCUGUGUUGGUGAGGGAAAAGGCACUGAAAACAUUUCUGCAAAAAUCUGCUGAGGCCUGCUGUCCCUGCUGCUGUAGCCACUCUGCUUCUGAUUAAGUGAAAGGCAAUAAAGGGUUUGCUAGAACCAGAAUACCUUGUCUUUGUCCUGCAGGGGUCUCAUUUGCAAAGCACAAAAUGGGGCGUGAAACGUGAGUGUGUCAUGUUCCACGCAAAAGUUGGGUUCUAUUUUAAAAAAACAAAAAAAACAGGAAAACACGCGCUUCCCUCGGCAGCUCUGACCCAGGCGUCCGCUCAUUUUGGAGGUAGGGGAAAUUGGUGGUGAAGUGGUGAAUUGCAGCCAGACUACAUCAUGAUUCCUCUGACGUUCAGUUCCACUCCACAUCAGACUUUAAUCAUAGAUCGACGUGAUCAUAAGCAUUCAAAACCACUGUUAUUCAUUCUCAUGCUGGUUCCUUGGCCUUCGUGGGCCUUUUAAAAUAAAAAAAAUGCCCAUAAGCCAACUUAAAUCUUAAAUGUCUGUAGAACAGUUUCUCGGGGUUUUCUACCACCACAUUCCUCUCUCCGAUGAUCACCAGGGUGACGUGUAACAAAGAUUAACAGAUCAUUGUGACAAGGUGUGUGGUGAUCACUUUAACUGCUGUAAACAGUCAAAUCCACUCGUGCGUAAAGCUGCUCAGUGGACACAUUGGCACUGUAGGGAGAGCUGCAGAUGGGUGAAUUGAGGAAACGUGGUUUCAGGGAUCAAAUCUUUUCUGGCCAUUGAUGACUGGCCAAUAUAUCGCUUUUGACUAAGCAUUGCAUUCUGCUGUAACCUACAGGGGACAGUGGCCACACCUCCCUCUCAGGUGCUGAAAGGCCGCUCUCCAACCCCCAGAGCCUCAAAGGAGGUGCGCUCACUGCUCACACCCAGGCAACGCUCAGUGCUCAUCGGCUUCCUAAAAUGCUUUUUCAAGUUUUUAUUUUUUUGUUUGGGGGGGGGGGGCUCUUAUUCCUCCUGGUCUCCCUCCUCUGAAUGUCGAUGCGAACGCACCACCACUGGGGAAUUUCAACACGGAGCAUGGCCUUGUUUACUUUUUAACAACUCAACUUAUUUUAAUGU
Molecule: messenger RNA, 3994 nt
Organism: Fundulus heteroclitus (mummichog)
Lineage: Eukaryota; Metazoa; Chordata; Actinopteri; Cyprinodontiformes; Fundulidae
Gene: tbccd1
Product: TBCC domain containing 1
Exons: 9
Coding region: 341-2125 (594 amino acids)
Biological process (GO): maintenance of Golgi location; maintenance of centrosome location
Cellular component (GO): spindle pole centrosome
Source: RefSeq, a predicted model, not a curated record